Messenger RNA from Neoarthrinium moseri, 1506 nucleotides. RefSeq lists its product as uncharacterized. Gene Ontology annotation, molecular function: metalloexopeptidase activity; aminopeptidase activity. Gene Ontology annotation, biological process: proteolysis. The record is from RefSeq and is a predicted model, not a curated record. The transcript has 2 exons. Bases 1 to 1506 code for a protein of 501 amino acids. Lineage: Eukaryota; Fungi; Ascomycota; Sordariomycetes; Amphisphaeriales; Apiosporaceae.
AUGAGGUCGGCCGCCGUCAUUGCCUCAGCUGCCCUGGCGCUCGCAAGGCAUUCUAGCGCAGAGAAGUCAAAAUGCAAGGCCUACGUUUCUUCCGAGACCCUACAGGAUUUGAUCAACAUUGAGGAUCUCCUUGCUGGGUCUCAGAAAUUGCAAGACUUCGCGGAUGCGAAUGGCGGCACUCGUGUCUUUGGAAGCGGUGGCCACAAUGCGACUGUGGAUUACAUUUUUGACACGCUUUCUGCGCUGGACUACUACGACGUUGUCAAGCAGCCAUUUGUUGAACUGUUCUUCACCGGAAGCAGCACCCUUUCUGUCAAUGGUGUUGACUCCGAACCCGGCGUCCUGUCCUACAGUCCAGCCGGCACUGCCAAAGCACCUCUGGUAGCCGUAUCGAACGUGGGAUGUGACCUUGCGGAUUUCCCUGCUGAGGUAGAGGGAAAUAUUGCACUUAUUUCAAGGGGUACUUGCUCCUUUGCGAUCAAGGCUACCAACGCAAAGACAGCCGGCGCAGCGGCUGCAAUCGUGUAUAACAAUGUGGAGGGGACCGUCAGUGGAACUUUGGGUGCUCCGAGUCCGGAUUUCGCCCCAGUGGUUGGAAUCACCCUUGAACAGGGCAACACUCUUCUCGCAGCGCUAGCAUCAGGCGAGGUCAUUGCCGACCUGGUCAUUGACACGGUGACAGAGAACAGAACCAACUUCAACGUCAUUGCCGAGACGAAGGGUGGCGACGGGAACAACGUUCUUAUGUUGGGAGCCCACACCGAUUCAGUAGCUGCUGGGCCUGGAAUCAACGAUGACGGAUCUGGUACAAUUGGUACCUUGACAGUUGCCGUGGCCCUGUCCAAAUUCUCAGUCAAGAACAAGGUUAGAUUUGGGUUCUGGGGCGCUGAGGAGUUCGGAAAAUUGGGCUCUUACUACUACAUCAAGCAACUGAACUCUUCGGACUCUGAGCUGGCCAAGAUUCGGGCAUACCUCAAUUUUGACAUGAUUGCUAGUCCCAACUACAGAUACGGUAUCUACGAUGGAGAUGGAAGCUCUUAUAAUCUCAGCGGCCCUGCUGGAUCUGCUGAGCUUGAGAAAACGUUUGAGGACUUCCUUACCAGCAAGAACACCCCAUUUGUUGGUGCAGAGUUCACUGGUCGCUCCGAUUAUGCUGCAUUUAUUGAAAAUGGCAUCCCUGCCGGAGGUAUUGCCACGGGUGCGGAAGGGCUGAAGACCGAGGCAGAGGCAGCUUUGUUUGGUGGAGAAGCUGGAGUUGCGUACGAUGUGAACUACCAUCAAGCCGGCGACACCAUCGACAACUUGGCAUUAGAUGCUUACCUACUCAUCACUAAAGGCAUAGCCGAUGCCGUUGCGAAGUAUGCCCUGAGCUUCGAUACACUUCCUCCUGUUGAUCACGCCAAGAGGAGAUGGGCAGCGGACAGAGCCCAGCUCUUCAAAAGAGUCACUUCGAACCACGCUCACUCACAUUCCGGGCCUUGCGGAGAAACCCAAGAUACAAUGUAG